Messenger RNA from Symbiodinium sp. CCMP2456, 369 nucleotides. The record is from the annotation of a GenBank genome assembly. Lineage: Eukaryota; Dinophyceae; Suessiales; Symbiodiniaceae.
AUGGAGGCGAGCCCCAACAAGAAGAAGAGGCUCCAUGACCAUCGCAAGCUCUUCAAGGAGGGCCAGAAGGCACUGACUCCGCCAGUGGCAGAUCCUACUCGUGCAUUCUACGAGUCGCUGCUGGAGGAGAAGCCCGACAGUGCCAUAGCAAUUCGCUUUUGUGUGGAGCACGGCGUGAAGCCACUCGAAGAGCACAAGAAGCUACUCAAGAAGUACAGCGUGCUGAAAGAGAAGGGCGCCUUCAAUGUCGCCACCAAACUCAAACGCGUCCUUGAGAAGAAGCAUCUGAAGCUGGGCGUCAAGAAGGACAAGAAAGCCAAGAAAGAGAAGAAGGAGAAGAACGCAGCCGAAAAUCCUGAAAAGGCUUAG